AGUGGAGCCAAGGCCCGACGCGACAUCUUGCUUGAUAACACCUCAAACUAACCUUUAUUUUACUUUUCAUAAAGGCGGCUGCGCUCGGCGCUAUUGAGCGAGCCGUCGCUGCCGUUAAAUAUCUCUGAAUCCUGGUCUUCUAGGUGUUUGGUUUUCAGUAAAGAAUUUCAACCGUAUCUUAACGAUAACGUACUGAUGUGUCCAUAUGUGUCUAAUUUAUUGUGGUUAUCAAAAGAACUCCACUGGAUUCUUCGGUCUUCCAACAAAUGUACUGUGUAACUGUAACUGUAGUUGUAAAAAAAUCAAAAAUGACUACUCCCAACGAUGAUAUGGAAAUGGAGAAAAUUGCAGAGGAUGAACUGUCUAAGUUACAACGACAGUUUCGUGUAAUGGAAAUUGACCGUGCUAACGUAACCAGCAGCGUGCAGCCAACCCUCAGAGUUCAGGCCAACAUCAUCCGCUCCUUGUCCGCUGAGCUGGACAACAUCAUGACUGAAUUGAGGCUAACGAAAAGCACGUCGAAUCUUCUCGAAAACGCAAAAACGCGUCAAAAACUGAUUGCACUGCUAAAGGAGCACGAGACCUGCUCCGCUGAGGUGAAGGAGCAUCGCGCGACGAUCAACGAACUGAACUUCCUCUUGAAGCAAGUGCAGAAAGAGAUCAAGGGUCUGAAAGCUAAAGGAGUUGGCUUUGAAAAGGACUAUGCUUGCACUUUGACUAAUCAAACCAUCAUCAGCCAGUUGGAAAACCGCCUCAAUACGGCAAUGAAAAAGUUCAACGCGGUAAAUAGCGACAACUACGCUAUGAGACUUGAAAUCGAUCGACUGUUGCGUGACCGUCAAUUCUUCAACACGAUGUGGAAGGGUCAAAUCAAGCGUUUGAUGGAAGGUAAGGGUCAGAUCCUGGAACUGGUGGAGCAAGCCAUUACCACGUACGACCAGCGUGAAGAGUGGUGCUCCAAACUCGAUGCUUUGAAAGAGAAAGCUUCCAUGGACUAUAGGAAACACUGCUUGGAAGUGCGGGAGCUCCAACGCCAGCUGGACCACAGCAUGAAGCUGGAAGAAUUCCUCCGCACCAAGGGCACGGUGCGCCUCACCGCCGCCGACGCCAAGGCGGAGGCCAAGAAACUGGAGCAGCAGGAACAAGACAUACGCGCUUACAACAACUACAUCAAUAUACUGGAUGCCAUCAGGGAGUAUACAGGGGAAGACGAUGUGGACAAGCUGAUCCAGGAGUUCACGCGGCGUGAAGAGGAGAACUACGCGCUCUUUAACUACAUCAACGAGGUCAACACUGAGCUCAAGCACUUGAGCGAUAAUGUGAAGAUGCUGCAGAGUAGUAUUCAGGACGAGCACGCAAAACAUCAAGCAAAGUUAUACAAACAGCAAGACAGCAUCGAAACGCUCAAAGCCACGUUGGAAGAACGUUGUACGGCAAAUGAUAAUCUCCGGGAAGCCUACGACAAGACCAACCAAGUGUUGACCAGACUUUUGCAAGAAGUGCAGACUUUAGCGCUGUCAUCCGAAUGCGACUCUCUGCCCUUACUGAAAUUAUUGGGAAAAACAUUGGACAUUAAUGCGACCAACGCGCGACUGUACAUCAAAGGCUUGGAAAAGAAGGUCACGGAAAUGGUUGAUCUUAUUAAGUUUGAUGAGGCGGUCCAACGUCAGGCGGAGCUCAAGGAGCGCACGCCGCCCGCCACGCGCCGUCGCCGCCGCGCGCCGCCCUCCCCGCGCCCGCCGCCCCAACACCAAACCGCCAUCAUGGCACGCUCUUAAUUUCAUAUUAAAAUAUUAUGUUUAACGGGCACCUACAUACCACGAUUAAUAUAAUGAUUUUGACUUAUCGAUAUAUCGAUCCGGUUGCAUCCGUCGUGACUACGGUGGGCUCAUAGCAACUGGGUCGAAAUAUUGUGGUAUGCAUCUGUUAUCUACAUUAAUGUCGUUAAACCACAAAAUAAUCUUAAUAUCAAUAGUUUAAUAUCCUUCUUUUUAGAACUACCUAGGUACAAUCACAUUUGCAUUUAAUAUGAGGGCUCACAAUUUCUCAUGCACAACUUCUU
Molecule: messenger RNA, 2062 nt
Organism: Maniola jurtina (meadow brown)
Lineage: Eukaryota; Metazoa; Arthropoda; Insecta; Lepidoptera; Nymphalidae
Product: coiled-coil domain-containing protein 63-like
Exons: 11
Coding region: 267-1778 (503 amino acids)
Source: RefSeq, a predicted model, not a curated record